CCCUGGCGUGCAGUGCGGGCCUCGGCGGGGCCCAGCGCCCCGGCCCGGGAGGAUGCGGCCCGGGGCGGCCCGGGAGCUGAGCAGGGCCCCCGCGCCGGCCCCCGCGGGCCCGGGCUUCCAGAGCCGCAGCCGCCGCCCCGCCCCCGGGAGACAUGACUUCCAAGCCGCAUUCCGACUGGAUUCCCUACAGUGUCUUAGAUGAUGAGGGCAGCAACCUGAGGCAGCAGAAGCUGGACCGGCAGCGGGCCCUGCUGGAGCAGAAGCAGAAGAAGAAGCGUCAAGAGCCCCUGAUGGUGCAGGCCAAUGCGGAUGGGCGGCCCCGGAGCCGGCGGGCCCGGCAGUCGGAGGAGCAGGCCCCCCUGGUGGAGUCCUACCUCAGCAGCAGCGGCAGCACCAGCUACCAAGUUCAAGAGGCCGACUCGCUUACCAGUGCACAGCUGGGAGCUGCCCGCCCAACAGCACCAGCCUCAGCCAAGAGAACCAAGGCAGCAGCGGCAACGGGGGGCCAGGGCGGGGCCUCCAGGAAGGAGAAAAAGGGGAAGCACAAAGGCACCAGCGGGCCAGCAGUACUGGCGGAAGAGAAGUCUGAGGCCCCAGGCCCGGUGCAGAUCCUGACUGUGGGCCGGUCGGACCACGCCCAGGACGCCGGGGAGACGGCAGCCGGUGGGGGCGCGCAGCCCAGCGGGCAGGACCUCCGCGCCACGAUGCAGAGGAAGGGUGUCUCUAGCAGCAUGAGCUUCGAAGAGGAAGAGGAAGAGGAGGAUGAAAAUAGCUCCAGCUCCUCCCAGCUAAACAGCAACACCCGCCCCAGCUCGGCUACCAGCAGGAAGUCCACCAGGGAGGCAGCCUCGGCCCCAAGCCCGACAGCCCCAGAACCCUCAGCAGAUGUUGAGGUCCAGGAUCUCGAGGAGUUUGCACUGAGGCCGGCCCCCCAAGGUAUCACCAUCAAGUGCCGCAUUACGCGGGACAAGAAGGGGAUGGACCGGGGGAUGUACCCCACCUACUUCUUGCACCUGGACCGCGAGGAUGGGAAGAAGGUGUUCCUCUUGGCGGGAAGGAAGAGAAAGAAGAGUAAAACUUCCAAUUACCUCAUCUCUGUGGACCCAACAGACUUGUCUCGAGGAGGGGACAGCUACAUCGGGAAACUGCGGUCCAACCUCAUGGGCACUAAGUUCACUGUUUAUGACAAUGGAGUCAAUCCUCAGAAGGCAUCAUCCUCGACUUUGGAAAGUGGAACCUUGCGUCAGGAGUUGGCAGCUGUGUGCUACGAGACAAACGUCUUGGGCUUCAAGGGGCCGCGGAAGAUGAGCGUGAUUGUCCCAGGCAUGAACAUGGUUCACGAGAGAGUCUCUAUCCGGCCCCGAAACGAGCAUGAGACGCUGCUGGCCCGCUGGCAGAACAAGAACACGGAGAGCAUCAUCGAGCUGCAGAACAAGACCCCGGUCUGGAACGACGACACGCAGUCCUAUGUACUCAACUUCCACGGGCGCGUCACGCAGGCCUCCGUGAAGAACUUCCAGAUCAUCCACGGCAAUGACCCGGACUACAUCGUGAUGCAGUUUGGCCGUGUAGCAGAGGACGUGUUCACCAUGGAUUACAACUACCCACUGUGUGCGCUGCAGGCCUUUGCCAUCGCCCUGUCCAGCUUUGACAGCAAGCUGGCCUGCGAGUAGAGGGCUCCUUGGGCCCUUUGGGGUUGCCCAGCCUGGAGUGGAGCUGCCUGCCUGCAGAGACAGCCCUGCCUACCCUCUCUGUACAUAGGCCUCCUGCCAGAUGAACCUUCGGCUCUCAGUGGCUCCCUGGCCAAGGGAGAUCUGGCUCCUCUGCCUCCACUGCUGGGACAGAGGACGAGCUGGGGGAGGUGUGUGUGUGAAGGGACCAGAGUGCAUUCUUCCCAUGCCCCAAGGUCCGCACACACAUCCCCACUCUUGAGUUAGUAUCUUGCUGCGAUCAUGUUUGCCAAGCUGGGCAGGCUUUACACUGGGAAGGUGGGAAGUAUAGAGGGAGAGGAAGCACAACGCGGGGCUGCUGUGGCCCAGCCAUCUGCUCAGCCUAGGGGUCCGGGACGGUAGGGCCCCCACAGUGCAGGGCACGGUGUGCAUGUGUGUGUUGGGUACAUCAAUUUUACGUAGAAGGGCUAGGAUUAGCUAGCAGGUCCUUUGCUAACUACAGAAAGUCUUCUGAUUUCGGAAGGCCUCAGCCAGGCUAGGAGAAGUUACGGGGGUUUGGGAAAGGUAGAUGAGUGGCAAGACCUUGUCAGGACCGUGGGGGCCUGGCUCUGGCUAUGGGAAUUGGUCAGCAGCUGAGGGUUCCCACCCAUUUGAUUCUCUAGGUUUUCUCUGCACAGAGGGAGUUGAAGCCAGAGGUUUUAGAGGACAGGCCCCGCAGGACACAGGCUCAGCAUGCAGAACAGGCUCCUGGAACAGGUCCCCUGGACCAGGGCUAUGUCAGGAGUCCUGUCAGCUGCCUGAGGAGCUUUCUGCUGAGCGACUCCCACACAGUGCCCGAGUCACCAGCCUCAGAGUGCACCAGGUAGGCGUGCCUGGGCCUCUAGCUGGUAGAGCACCAUCCCUAGGACGUAGCAUGCUCCAGGAAGAAGUUCUAGCUCCUGGUGCUUCAGCACCCAGGGUGGUCAGUCUAGGUUGUGGCUGCUGAGGAUUUGUAUAUGUGGUUCUUCCAAGGUGGCAAUGGGGCAGGGUAAAGAAGAGCAGGGAAUAUUUUAGAAAGGAGAGGUGGCAGGAGCCUCACAGUCCAGUGUGUCCUGUUAGGUGAAGCACAUUGAGAAAACUGGGACUUGCACCGUGUCGCGUCACAUCACUGGUCAGGGGCAGAGUUCAGAACUUCCGCUCCCUCAAUUUCUUUGUUCCUCCCCUCCCCCUGGGAAACUACUCUCUGGUUCUCUGGCUUUCCUGGGACCUGGUCUGCAUGCCCUCCCCCUUUUGCCUGAUGACAGAGACUUAGAAAUGUUGGAGCUGAUGUAGGAAAUUGAAACCAUUUCGGUGGGAAAUGAGGUAGUUCCCUACUGAAAGCUUCUUGAGCAUCAGUUUGCUCAGAACUGCUCUGGGUGUGGCUUCUCCUCAAGGGCCGGCCUUCCCAAGGCUGUGGUCCCUUUCUCUAUUUGGGUGUGAUGGGUGAGGCGUAAGUGUUCCAGGGCUGGGCCUGACCUCUCCCGUCCAUCCUCUUCUUUGGGUGGCACCCUCUAACCCCAAAGAUGUAGGAACGCUAAGCCCUGGCUGGUCUGUCACUUACCCUGGCGGAGGCUCCUUGCCCAGACAGAGGUCAGAGAUCAGUGGGAGGCAAGCAGUUGUUCCUCCUUUCAGAGGAGAUAUACUUGGAAAGGCUGUGUGGAGACUUUUUCAAGUCUACCUUUAACAUUCUGUUGGGGCUCUGUAUUGAGGUGGAGUUGUUUUGAUCUAAGUAGAAGUCGUGUGUUCUCAUUUCCUUAUAUUUGAAGAUUUGCUGUGUUGAGUGCUUAAAGCAAGGAUCUUUAGGAUCUGUGCUUCUAAGCAUGGAUCUGGGAGAGGCCCCUCCACUGGUCUAGUCUCUGGACCACUCUUGGGGUCAUCUGAGGGCUCUAGACUUUCUUAUGCUGGGGCCAGUCCACUUCCCGGCGAGUGUGCCAUCCUCCUUCUCACAGCCCUAGGCUGGCUUGCUCUCUCUUCUGACUGGGAAGAGACCUGAAGUUUAGGAUGAUGGAAACUAGAUGUCUAAAGUCUGGGUCUAUAAUUUUAAAGUGGGACAGGCUGAUUUUAGAGCAUAGUGACAGGGAGGUAAUCCUGGGGCAGCAUGGAAAAGGUAGAAGCACAAUGGCAAACUUUUGGACCCUGCCCUCUGUUAAGUACGCAGGAGAGCAGGGCGGUUGGAUAGCUUGGUGGGGUCAGGAACAUGGGUUGAGCUUCCCGGCCUGGCUAUGGGGAAGGCAGCUCAGCAGCAAAACUCUGUUGGGCACUGAGUGACAGGCAAGAGCAGUUGAGUCACCUGCUCGACACCCAUCUUCACAAGGUCUGUUCUUCAGACCCCCUUCCUGGUGAUGCUGGUUUUGCCUGACCACUGGCCUCCUAGCCAUGGGCCCAAAGACUCAAAAAGCUGCCAGGGCCCCUGGAGACCACCUGGGCUCAGCCUCUCCCUGGGAAGAGCUCUUACCCUUCAUACCUUCUACCCAGAUGCUCCUUGAGUGGGCAGGGGACUGGAUGAUGGGAUGAGUAAGCCCUAACGGUGGCGGGCAGCUGGGGCCUGGGCAGCUCCUCUGUCACUGCCCCUGGGGCCACACUCCAAAACUCCACACCCUCUUUGCCCAAACGGCUCUUCUGUAGAGCAGUGAUGUUCACUUCCCCACUCUUCUCCAAUUCUAGCUUUUCUUUCCUUCUGGCUCCAAGGUGCUCUGUGUCUGUCUGUGUGUCUAUGUGUCUGUGUGUACUUGGGGAAAAGGGCAAUCUGCAAAUCACCAACUGAGGUUUCUUAUUACGAUCAUAUUUCUAAGGAUGAGUAGGAAAGGAAUAAGGAUGUUAUGAUCACCUGUGGAUUUUGUUCAUUUCAUGCUCUUUGAUCAGAAAGUAAACCUGGGAAAGUACCAGUUCUUUCUCCCAAGGGUUCUGAUUAGGAGGAUACCAUCCAAGAAAUUUUAGUUUUUCAGUUUCAUUUUGCAUUACUUGAAGAAAUUGGUGUGUUACACAUGCAUGCUUUUGGAUGGAUUUGAACAUACUCUAGUGAAUGUGCCUUAAAAAUCACGACACUAGUUCAAAAGGAGCAGGUAAAGGUCCAGAAUCCUGCUGGAGACAGGUGUGAGAAGCCAGAGAAUGUGAAAAUCACUAGCUGAAGAGAACCUUUGGAGCCUGUAUCCUUCAGUAACAAAAAGGGCAACAGCACUACAGAAGCAGAAGCUUGUCUGGAAAUGGAGCAUUUACCUCUAAGUAAGUCUGCAUUUAGAGGCCGUUCUAAAUCUAAUAAGCAAUGGUGAGGAUUUCAAACCUAGUAAGUGCACGCUUUCCUCACAGCGGGGUCUGCAGUGAGCGGAGAUGCUGGGCUGGCCAGGGCCAUGGCUCUGUUACGCAAGCACAAAUUCUGUCUCCUAGCUGGAGUCCCUAGUUUUCCCUUACCGCAGUAACACUGGCCUUCCCCCUCCCUAGGAUUCUUUGCCCCAGCUGAGACCUCAGGAUGCCAGGUGGCCCUCAGAGCACACUUUUCCAGAUAGCUGACUGAGUGCUGUGUUGUGGUGCCCAGUACUGAAACGUAGCCACCCCCAGGAACAGGCUGAGGGAUGGGCUCUUGUUUGAGUGUACUGGUUACCUGUCUUUCUGUACCUCCAGUUUGCAAUUUUGUCAUCUCAGGAUAUGGGGGGAGAGGCAUAGCAGAAGUGUUGGGAUAGAUUUAACUUUCUGACCAAGUUGAGAGGCAAGUUGUCUUAUAGAGAGCACUAUUGCACUUAGUAGCUAUGUGAUUCUGAGCAAACCACAUGAUUUUUCUAGGUUUUUUUCAUCUACAAACUUGAGGAGGUGGGGCUGUCAAAGCUUUCAGUAAGAAUCAGGGUGAAUGAAAAUUGAUCCUUGCUUUCAUCACUAUCUUUGGCUCAUCACUGUGCCUUUUUUUCUUUCCUAAGAAACACAUCACAUCUCUUUCUUCUGUCCUCCUGCUCCUUUCCCUUUCCCCAUCAAGGUCCAGGCAGAUUAGGCCAAGAUCCAGAGAUUCCUGGAGUGUAAUUUCGAGUUGCUUAGAAAGGGAAGCCUGACUCUGGCCUCUUUAAUCCUGCAGAGUUUCAAAGGGGACUUGGUCAGGGUGGGCGGCACUUCUCUUGCUGGGAGCAUCCAUUUAGCCAGUUUUCCUAACACCUAGAAUGUGUAUGUCCAUUUGCACAAGAUUGUCUUUUCCUAUUCUGGAGUGGUCAGACAUUUUAUUUUUGUUCAAAAUUAUCUGGAGUUUUAGACAAACUUGCAAAACUGUGCUUUUAUUAAGUGACUUUUUGAAUAAACUCUUUGGUAUUCUUGAGCAAAUGUAUUUAUUUACUGGUAUGUGCAAUGACAAAAUUGGUAUUUUCCCAUGUUGACAUUACGUAUGUUGUAGAAUUUAGUGUUUGUCUAAGUACAGACCAUAUAGCAACAAAUUAAACUUGAACUGUUUCAA
Nyctereutes procyonoides (raccoon dog) is the source of this 6117-nucleotide messenger RNA. It is a transcript of the gene TUB, whose product is annotated as TUB bipartite transcription factor. The record is from RefSeq and is a predicted model, not a curated record. The transcript is spliced from 12 exons. Gene Ontology annotation, cellular component: cilium. Gene Ontology annotation, biological process: protein localization to cilium. Bases 153 to 1673 code for a protein of 506 amino acids. NCBI's taxonomy places the organism in Eukaryota, Metazoa, Chordata, Mammalia, Carnivora, Canidae.